Molecule: messenger RNA, 429 nt
Organism: Arctia plantaginis
Lineage: Eukaryota; Metazoa; Arthropoda; Insecta; Lepidoptera; Erebidae
Source: the annotation of a GenBank genome assembly
AUGCGUAGAUGCUGCGUAGCGCACUACGCCUCGCUGCCUGCUACGGUCGCACUCAUUAACAAUGCCGAACUAAUUAACCACUCGAAAACACGUGAAAAGUCAGCGCGUGAAAACAGACUGAAACAGCAUGCACCGGCGGCGCGCCCCGAGCGUACAGGACCGAACGCUACGGUAAGGUUGCCGCCAUAUUGCCGCAUGCUCCGCCCUCUAAUGCACGCCGUUAUCUCAUUGGUUGUUUGCGAUAAAUUGGUGGGUGACGGCCGGUGCUUGACGCUCGUAAUCCCGUGGCUUGUACCAGAUUAUGACGGAUAUCAUCGGAUUUCGUGUACACACACUGUGAGAAUCAGCUUUCCGAGGAGUCAUCGGGGUGUCAUCCUUUGUCCAACUGUAACGUCUAACUUGUCAUCGGGAAUGGCGACCAGCGCGUGA